GAAGAUGAUGAUGAUGAUGAUGAAGACGCUAAAAUGACAACACAUUUUAAAGUGCUACCUAUUCGGAUUACGAAAAAUACUACACAGUGAAGACACACUUUAAAAAAAGAGUAUUGCUUUAUUAAUUCCAAAGACAAAAUGGCUUGAGAUUCGGAAUUCAGGGAAACAAGUGCCGAUUCCACGGUCUGGAAUUGGAAGCCUAUUUCGCAGUUGCCCUGCGUUGACUCCGUUUGUACGGUUUUAGGAGAUACACUGGAUGUAGCUGCAUUUCGGGAUGGACAAAUGACGAGGUGUAGGAUUUUCGAAUGACAGUUGUGAUAUAACGGCAAGCUAUCUAGGUAGCUGUUAUAUUUUUUUGAUGCAAUAUAUGCAUUGUUCUCCAAAACGAUGAUGUGUGCUGCCGCAGCAGUCGGUGGUGGAGGGACUGUGCCAUCCACAUUACCAUCGAUGCGGCUGGGCAUCAGCGUCAUUUCUGGAGUUGGGGACGAUUUCUCCUCUUUUGGUUCGGGAAUGGGUUCUUGUCAAACACCGGGAACCCAGUCGGAUUGCCGAAGUCGAUACCAACUUCUACUCUCUGGGCGAGCUUUAGCGGAAAGAUACAGGAGGAUUUAUUCCACGGCUAUCAAUGACAAGGAGCAAGGGAUAAACCAAGGAAGGGGAAAGAAAGCUUUAAACAAGAAGAAGCUGAAACGGCGGCAAAAGUUGAAGUCAAAAGUCAAAACGGGAACAAAGACAAAGAACCUUGAUGGGGUCUUCUGCUUGCUGGAAAUCAAGCUGCAUAGCAACCCAUCUGCGUUCAAUGUGUACUGCAACGUGCGCCACUGCGUGCUGGAAUGGCAGCAGCGGGAGGCGUCCCUGGCUCUGGCCUCCAGGAGCUCUGUGCAGAGCGGCGACUCGGACAGCGAGGAGGAGGAGUUCCGUGAGCCUGCCAUAAAGCUUCCCAAGAUUAUUGGCAUUGGUCUGUGUGGGGUGUUUGAGCUGAUCAAGGAGACUCUGUUCUCCCACCCCUCGCUGUGCCUGCGCAGCCUACAGGCCCUACUGGACAUGCUGCAGGGACAACAACCAGAGGGCUUCCAAACCGAACCUCCUGAUGUACUGGAGUCUUUGUUUCACCUGCUGCUGGAGACAACUGUGCGCAGCACAGGGAUGAAUGACCCCACGGGGCAGGCCCUCACCGCCCUCUCCUGCGCCUGCCUCUUCAGCCUGGUGGUGUCCUGGGGAGACACGGGCAAGACCCUGCAGGCCGUCUCCGCCAUCCUCACCAACAACGACAGUCACACCUGCCAAACUAUCCAGGUGCCGACCAUUCUGAACGCUCUACAGAGGAGCGUGCAGGCCGUGCUGGUGGGCAAGAUCCAGAUCCAAGAUUGGUUCGGCAAUGGCAUCAAGCGGGCGGCACUGAUGAACAAGUGGGUACUGAAGGAGGUGACCGUCAAUGAGGAUGAGCGCUGCCUGCUACAGACCGACGGCUCUUUCCUCUACCUGCUCUGCAAGGAUGGCCUCUACAAAGUGGGCUCCGGCUACAGUGGCACCGUCAGGGGCCAUGUGUAUAAUUCCACAUCAUGCUUCAGGAAUCGGAUGGAGAAGAGAUCAUGGUUGGGCUUCGCUCAGGGCUGCCUGUGGUACCGGGAUAUGAGUAACAACCACAGUACAUCGGCCAUCAAGAUCGACCCAGAGACUCUGGAGCAUGAGGGAACCAUCACUAUGCCAGGCCUACAGACAGACGGCCAGAGCGUAGUCUUCACUGACGGCGAACACAUCAACCAAAUCACUGCCUGCAAAGACGAUGGGUUUGUGGUGCGGAUCUACGCAACCAGUACAGACCCAGCACUGCAGCAGGAGCUUCAGCUGAAACUGGCCAGGAAGUGUCUCCAUGCCUGCGGCAUCUCUCUGUUUGACCUGGAGAAAGACCUUCACAUCAUCAGUACAGGGUUUGACGAGGAGGCAGCAUUGCUAGGAGCAGGCAGGGAAUUUGCUUUGAUGAAAACUGCCUCAGGAAAGAUCUACUACACAGGGAAGUAUCAGAGCCUCGGCAUCAAGCAAGGUGGUCCGUCGGCAGGUAAAUGGGUCGAGCUGCCUGUCACCAAGUCCCCUAAGAUCAUCCAGUUCUCGGUGGGCCAUGACGGCUCACACGCCCUGCUUGUGGCCGAGGAUGGCAGCGUGUUCUUCACCGGUUCUGCCAGCAAGGGAGAGGAUGGAGAGUCCACCAAAAGCCGGCGCCAACCGAAGCCCUACAAGCCCAAGAAGAUGAUGAAGCUGGAGACCAAGACGGCGGUAAACACAGCCUGCAACAACGGCAGCAGCGGCAUAGUCACCAAAGAUGGAGAGCUCUACAUGUUCGGCAAGGACGCCAUCUACAGCGACAGCACCUGCCAGGUGUCAGACCUGAAGGGUCACAUUGUAACCCAGGUAGCCAUGGGGAAGGCCCACACCUGUGUCCUGACUAAGAGUGGAGAGGUCUGGACGUUUGGGGUCAACAACAAGGGCCAGUGUGGCCGAGAAACAGGGGCCAUGAACCAGGCAGGGAAAGCAUUUGGCAUUGAGAGCAUGGCGACCGCCAUGGAUGAGGACCUGGAGGAUGAGCUGGAGGAGAAGGAGGAGAAGAGCAUGAUGUGCCAGUCGGGCAUGCACAAGUGGAAGCUGGACCAGUGCAUGGUGUGCACUGUGUGUGGAGACUGCACCGGAUACGGAGCUGGCUGUGUCAGCAGCGGACGGCCCGACAGAGUACCCGGAGGUAUCUGUGGCUGUGGUUCGGGGGAGUCUGGCUGCUCAGCAUGUGGCUGCUGUAAGGCCUGCGCCAGGGAGCUGGAUGGACAGGAGGCCAGACAGAGGGGCAUCUUUGAUGCUGUCAAGGACAUGAUACCACUAGACUUACUACUAGCUGUGCCUGUCCCUUCCCAACCAGGAGUCAACAUCCAGGAGCACAUCCAGGAGCACAUCCAGAUCCGGCAGGAGGAGAAACGCCAGCGGAUCAACCGCCGACACCGGCUGGAGGAGGGACAAGACGGGAGCAGCGAGCGAGAGGAGAAGGACGCCAGUAAGAUCACCACUUACCCCCCGGGGGCGGUGCUUUUCGACUGCGAGAUGACAGCUGUGCAGGUUAGCUGCGGCCUCCACCAUUCAGUGGUGCUGUUGGAGAAUGGGGAUGUCUAUACAUUUGGCUACGGUCAGCAUGGCCAGCUUGGACACGGAGAUGUCAACUCUAGGGGAUCUCCCACACUGGUGCAGGCUCUCCCAGGUCCGAGUGUCCAGGUGACAGCUGGUAGUAACCACACGGCAGUGCUCCUCAUGGGCGGACAGGUCUUCACCUUCGGCAGCUUCUCGAAAGGGCAGCUGGGUCGGCCAAUCCUGGACAUGCCCUACUGGAACGCCAAGCCCUCCCCCAUGCCCAACAUUGGUGUCAAGUACGGCCGCAAGGCCACCUGGAUUGGGGCCAGCGGCGACCAGACCUUCCUGAGAAUAGACGAGGCCCUGAUCAACUCACACGUCCUGGCUACCUCCGAGAUCUUUGCUAGCAAAGACAUCAUCGGCUUAGUCCCCACCUCUGUAUCGGAGCCCCCUCCCUUUAAAUGCCUGCUCAUCAACAAGCUAGAUGGCAGCUGCCGCACCUUCAACGACUCCGAGCAGGAGGACCUGCAGGGCUUCGGCCUCUGUCUCGACCCCGUCUACAACGUCAUCUGGAGGUUUCAGCCGGGGUCAAAGGAGAUGUGUUGCUACAACGCAGUUAUAGCAGAUGGCCGUGUGCCAUCGGCCACGGACCUAGAGACCCGCUGCAGCAUCCUCAGCCCUGAGCUGGCACUGCCCGAUGGAGCCCAUGCACGGACCACCCGCUCCCACGGAGCCCUGCACAUAUUAGGUUGCCUGGAUACGCUGGCGGCCAUGCAAGAGCUGAAGAUGGGCGUGGCCAGCACAGAGGAGGAAACUCAGGCUGUUAUGAAGGUCUACUCCAAGGAGGACUACAGCGUGGUCAACCGCUUCGAGAGUCACGGGGGUGGCUGGGGUUACUCUGCCCACUCGGUGGAGGCCAUCCGCUUCUGUUCUGAUGCGGACAUCCUACUGGGGGGACUGGGCCUGUUCGGGGGCCGUGGGGAGUACACCGCGAAGCUCAAGUUGUUAGAGCUGGGGCCUGAUGGUGGAGACCAUGAGACGGAUGGGGACCUCCUGGCUGAGACUGACGUCCUGGCCUAUGACUGCGCUGCCAGGGAGAAGUACGCCAUGAUGUUUGAUGAACCGGUGCUGCUGCAGCUGGGCUGGUGGUACGUGGCAUGGGCCCAGGUGUCUGGACCCAGCUCAGACUGUGGCUCCCACGGACAGGCCACCAUCACCACAGAUGACAGUGUGGUCUUUCAGUUCAAGAGCUCCAAGAAGUCAAACAACGGUACCGAUGUGAACGCAGGUCAAAUACCUCACCUCUUGUACAGGCUUCCGUCGAACGAUGGCAUAGUAGCCAAAGGGAAACAGCAGACCAGUGAGCCGGUUCACAUCCUCAAACGCUCCUUCGCCAGGACCGUUUCAGUGGAGUGUUUUGAGUCCCUGCUGAGGAUCCUCCACUGGAGCUGGACCACCCUGGUGCUGGGGGUGGAGGAGCUGAGGGCCCUGAAAGGCUUCCAGUACACAGCCACCCUGCUGGACCUGGAGCGCCUGCGCUUUGUAGGGACCUGCUGCCUGCGCUUGCUCCGCGUCUACAUCUGUGAGAUCUUCCCCAUAUCUGCCAGCGCCAAGGCGGUGGUGGAAGAGUCCAGCAAGCUGGUGGAGUGGGUCGGCAACACCCGUAGCCUGCUCAAGAAGAUCCUCUCGGAGGGCAUGGACAACUGCCUGACCAAUCUGGACAACGACCCUCAGGGCUACCUCUCCCAGCCCCUCACCCUGCUGGAGGCCGUGCUGCAGGAGUGCCACAACACCUUUACCUCCUGCUUCCACUCCUUCUACCCCAAGCCCGCUCUGCAGUGGGCCUGCCUCUGCGACUUGCUCAACUGCCUCGACCAGGACAUCGCCGAGGCCAACUUCCGCACAUCGAGCAGCCGACUGUUGGCAGCGGUGAUGUCUGCGCUGUGCAACACAUCAGUCAAGCUGUCAUCCAUCUUGCCCAUUGCGUACGACGGCGAAGUGAUGCUGUGCUCGCUGGUCAAACAGGUCAGCACGGAGAAUGACUCUGCGCUCGCACACCGCUUCCCCCUGCUGGUGGAGCACAUGGAGAAACUCAGCCAUAGGGAGGAGAACCUGAUGGGGAUGGCCAGUUUCCGGGAGGUUCUUGAGAAGAUGCUGGUGAUCGUGGUGCUACCGGUGAGGAAAAGCCUGAGGAAGGAGGUGGAGGUCUUCUCCCCCCACCUGGUCUCCAACACCUGUGGCCUGCUGGCCAGCAUCGUCUCUGAGCUCACCGCCUCUGCCCUGGGCUCCGAGGUGGACGGUCUGAACUCUCUUCACUCUGUGAAGUCCACUCCCAACCGCUUCACCAAGACGAGCCAGGGCCGCAGCUGGAACACAGGCAACGGCUCUCCAGAUGCCAUCUGUCUGACAGUGGACAAGCCUGGCGUGGUGCUGGUGGGCUUUUGUGUCUACGGCGGCGGAGGCAUCCAUGAGUACGAGUUGGAGGUGCUGGCUGAUGAUGCUCAGACGGAACACUCUGGGGAUUCGGUCCACACCCACAGGUGGACGUCUCUGGAGCUGGUCAAGGGAACCUACAGCACCGAUGACUCUCCCAGCGACAUUGCCGAGAUACGUCUCGACAAGGCCGUGCCACUGAAGGAGGGUGUGAAAUAUGCUGUCCGCCUGCGUAACUAUGGCAGCCGAACGGCCAAUGGGGAUGGAGGGAUGACCACGGUUCAGUGUUCCGAUGGCUUGUCCUUUACCUUCCGAACCUGUAGCCUGAGCAGCAACGGGACAAACCAGACUCGAGGACAAAUACCACAGAUGCUGUACUACAGGAGUGAGUAUGACGGAGAUCUGCAGUCCCAGCUGCUGAACAAAGCCAAUGAGGAGGACAAGAACUGCAGCAGGGCUCUCGCAGUGGUCAGUGCAGUGGUCAGAGCUGCCAAGGAUCUCCUUCACAUGGCGUUCACUGUCGAUGAGGACAUCCCUGAGCUGCUGAGCUCUUCCAGCCUGUUCUCCAUGCUGCUCCCCCUCAUCCUGGCCUACAUCGGCCCUGUGGCUGCCUCAGUACCCAAGGCCGCAGUGGAAGUCUUUGGUCUGGUCCAGGAGUUACUUCCUGCUGUCUCCGCUUUGAACCAGAAGUAUGCCCCACUGGCUUUCAACCCCAACCAAUCAACAGACAGCACCACGGGCAACCAGCUGGAGCAGGGCCUAUCGGCAUGCACCACCUCCAGUCACUAUGCUAUAAUAGAGAGUGACCACCCUUACAAGCAGGCCGGAGUCACACAGUAUAUGGUGUCAUUCCCGGACUGCGUGCGGUGGACCACCAUUGAGUUUGACCCCCAGUGUGGCACAGCCCAGCCAGAGGAUGUCCUUCGCCUGCUCAUCCCCAGCCAUUCGUUCCACCUGUCCAGCCUGAGCACCAAGCCCCUGGCCCACGACACCAUCAACACCUGGGUGGAGCUCAAGAAGAUCUCUGGCUCCAAUGGCUGGCCUACCACUGUCCUAGUGCUGCCAGGAAACGAGGCCCUGUUCUCCUUAGAAACUGCCUCUGACUACGUAAAAGAUGAGAAGGCCUGUUUCUACGGCUUCAAGUGUGUUGCCGUGGGUUACGAAUUCAACCCCGGACCAGAUGAGGGUAUUAUCCAGCUGGAGAAGGAGCUGGCAUACUUGGGCAGUGUGUGUGCUGCUGCUCUGAUGAAGAAGGAUCUGGCUCUUGGGAAUGAACUUGAAGAGGACCUUGAGAUUCUUGAAGAGGCCUCUCUCCAGGUGUGUAAGGCCCACUCAGGUAUCCUGGGCAAGGGUCUGGCCUUGUCCCACUCCCCCACAAUCCUGGAGGCUCUGGAGGGCAACCUGCCUCUGCACCUGCAGACCAACGAGCACUCCUUCCUGGAGGACUUCAUUACCUGUGUGCAGAACUCCAGCGGAGGACGCCUGGCCAGGUGGCUGCAACCGGAUUCCUACGCGGACCCCGAGAAGACGUCUCUGAUCCUGAACAAGGACCACAUCUGCUGCGGCUGGCCCACCACAGUGGCCGUCCAGACCAAAGACCAGUACGGAGACGUGGUGCAUGUGCCCAACAUGAAGGUGGAGGUGAAGGCGGUGCCCGUCUCCCAGAAGAAGUCCAUGCAGCAGGAGUGCAUGAGGAAGCUGCAGCGUCUCCCAGGCAGCAACAACCCCUCCUCGGGCACUCCUGACCUGACCUUCGGGGGCCUGCCCAUGCCCAAGCUGGACGCCACUUACGAGCCCAUGAUCGUCAAGGAGGCGCGCUAUAUCGCCAUCACAAUGAUGAAGGCCUAUGAGAACUACUCGUUCGAGGAGCUUCGCUUUGCUUCGCCCUCUCCAAAGAGGCCCAGUGAGAACAUGUUGAUCUGGGCCAACACAGACGGGACCUACAGCGCCAACUGGACCCCCGGGGCUGUGGGCCUCUAUACCAUCCACGUCACCAUCGACAGCAUCGAGAUCGAUGCUGGUAUGGAGGUGGAGGUGAAAGACCCUCCUAAAGGCAUGAUCCCACCUGGCACACAGAUGGUUAAACCCAAGGCCGAGCCCCAACCUAGCAAGGUCCGCAAAUUUGUGUCCAAGGACAGUGCAGGCCUCCGCGUGCGUAGUCACCCCUCCCUGCAGAGCGAACAGAUAGGCAUAGUGCAAGUCAAUGGCACAAUCACCUUCAUUGAUGAGAUCCACAAUGAUGAUGGUGUUUGGCUCAGGCUGAAUGACGAGACAGUAAAGAAGUAUGUGCCCAACAUGAAUAGGUACACUGAAGCCUGGUGCCUCUCUUUUAACCAGCACAUGGGCAGGAGCCUGCUGGUCCCUGCCAACGUGAUCAACACAGAGGGGACGUGGGUGCAGCUGGACAAGAAUAGCGUGGUGGAGUUCUGCGAGAGCAACAAAGGAGAGGCCUGGUCUCUGGCCCGAGACCCUGGGGGAAACCAGUACCUACGCCAAGGGGAAGAACAAACCCUGCUAGAGCAUGGGGCCCAGACCCCCCCAACUAGCCCCUUUUCUGUCCAGGCCUUCAACAGUGCUGCUGGAGCCAUUGGGGCCAACCGGACACAGGGCUUCAACUAUGGCAUCUCAAACAACAAAGCCUCUAAACAACGACAGAAAAGCCACUCCCCAAAACAGGAGGGUGGACGCUCCUCAGACAACUCCAAAAGCAAAGACCUGUCGGCCAGCGAGGCACUGAUCCUGAGGUCAGACACGGCCAAACUGCGGUCAGACUCUCAUAGCCGCUCUCACUCGCCCAACCAUAACACCCUGCAGGCGCGGAAGGCCGAAGUGCGUGAUCGUGACUUCUCCGGGCUGCGCGCCGAAUCGCCCAACCCUGGCUCCCGCUCCUCUUCGCUCAAGCAGAAGGGCCUGUCCUCCUCCUCAGGGAAGUAUAGACCCUCUAGCACCUCCUUGGCGUGGUCCUCCUCCCCCCAGCAUGACCAGAACCUCCCUCCCAAAGUCAGCCCCUCCAUGGCUCUGCUGGACCCGCCCAGAGAGAGAUCCAAGUCGGACUCGUACACACUGGACCCGGACACCCUACGGAAAAAGGUCCCUCUCGCCUCAGAGCCACUGAGGGGAAGGUCCACCUCUCCUAAACCCAAACUAUCUCCCAAGGACAGGUGCAGCAAAGGAGGUGACAUGAACAUGGAGAACCGCAGCCCAUCACCCCAUGUGACCCAGGAAGACCUCCACAGGGAGGUGGUGAUGUGUACGUCUAUUGCUCUUCUUUCCGAUGAUGAGGGAAAUGAUGAGAACGUUGACGUAAGCAACACAGAGGAGGGCUCUUCCAAGGUGCACUUCAGCAUCUGCAAGGUGCCCAUCAAGGAUGAGCUGGAGAGCAGUCGCUCGUCGGCAAAAGUCAGCCGCAAGACCUCCAGCCGCCACGUGCGCCCCAAGAAGGACAAGUCUGGCCCGCUCUUCAAGGGUGAGAGCUCAUCAGGGCUCACCGAGACCACCAAGCAGGCUAUGUCGCCCUCGGUGGCAGAGUGCGCCCGGUCGGUCUUCGCCGCGUUCCUCUGGCACGAGGGCAUUGUCCACGACGCCAUGGCCUGCUCCUCGUUCCUCAAGUUCAACCCGGAGCUGACCAAGGAGCAUGCGCCCGUCCGCAGCUCGCUGGGCGGCCAAGAGGAGAAGGAGAGCAAGCUGAUGAACCGCCACUCGCUGGAGAUAUCUUCGGCCCUCAAUAUGUUCAACAUUGCCCCACACGGGCCCGACAUCUCCAAGAUGGGCAGCAUCAACAAGAACAAGGUCCUGUCCAUGCUCAAAGAGCCACCACUGACCGAGAAGUGCGAGGACAGCAAGGGGGAGCCCGUCUCCCACGAGGUGGCCACUCAUCCCUUCAUGAGGGCCAAGUCCAUCCUGCCGCUCACACUCCAGCACCUUGUUGCAUUCUGGGAGGACAUCUCCAUGGCGACCAUCAAGGCAGCCACCCAGAACAUGAUUUUUCCCAGCCCGGGCUCCAGCGCCAUCCUGAAGAAAAAGGAAAACGAGAAGGACACUAAGAAGUCCAAGAAGGAGAAGAAGAAAAGAGAUCAGGCGGAGGUGCGCCCCAGGGGGAACCUGUUUGGGGAGAUGGCCCAGCUGGCCAUCGGGGGACCAGAGAAGGACACCAUCUGUGAGCUGUGUGGGGAGUCGCACCCCUACCCUGUCACCUACCACAUGAGGCAGGCCCACCCAGGUUGUGGUCGCUACGCGGGAGGCCAGGGCUACAACAGUAUCGGCCACUUCUGUGGGGGCUGGGCAGGAAACUGUGGAGACGGAGGGAUCGGUGGAAGUACCUGGUACCUGGUGUGUGACCGCUGCAGGGAGAAGUACCUGAGAGACAAGCAGACUGCUGCCAGGGAAAAGGUGAAGCAGUCGAGGAAGAAGCCCCUGCAGUUGAAGAUGCCGCGAGCGCUGCCCACCAUGGAGGCCCACCAGGUGAUCCGUGCCAACGCCCUUUUCCUGCUUUCCCUAAGCAGCGCCGCAAAGCCCAGCCUGCUGUGCCACCACCCGCCUCGCCCGCUUCACUCCCUGCUGCCCAGCCUCAAGGAGGGCGUCUCUGACGAGAAGGCCAACAAGAUGGGCUGCCUCUACCUGCAGAUGCUGGCCAGGCAACACACAGAGAACUUUGCUGGGUACCAGGAUGACAACCUGUUUCAGGAUGAGAUGAGGUACCUACAUUCCACGUCUGUCCCUGCACCCUACAUCUCAGUCACCCCCGACGCCUGCCCCAACGUGUUCGUGGAGCCCGAGAGCAACAUGAAGUCUAUGCCACCCAGUCUGGAGACCAGCCCAAUCACAGAUAGUGACUUGUCCAAGAGGACGGUGUUCCAGAGGUCUUACUCUGUAGUGGCCUCUGAGUAUGACAAGAAGCACUUGGCCUCUCCGGCCAGGGUCAAAGCCGUGCCCAGACGUGGAGUCCACAGUGGGGAUGCAGAUGUGGGCUCUUCUCUGUUGCGCCACCCCUCCCCGGAACUGUCCCGACUCAUCUCGGCCCACGGAUCCCUCAGUAAGGGCGAGAGGAACUUCCAGUGGCCUGUCCUGGCCUUCGUCAUCCAGCACCAUGACCUGGAGGGUUUGGAGGUGGCCAUGAAGCACGCCCUGCGCAAGUCCGCAUGCAGGGUCUUCGCCAUGGAGGCGUUCAACUGGCUGCUGUGUAACGUGAUCCAGACCACCUCGCUGCACGACAUCCUGUGGCACUUUGUCGCCUCCCUCACCCCGUCACCCUUUGAACCCAAGGAAGAGGAGGAGGAAGAAAACAAAGCCCCCGGGAACAAGACAAUUGUGAUGGAGCAGGAGAGAGACCUGGCUGUGUGUGAGCACCCGCUGUCUGACAUUGUGAUUGCCGGGGAGGCUGCCCACCCCCUCCCCCACACCUUCCACCGCCUCCUCCAGACCAUCUCCGACCUCAUGAUGUCCCUUCCUAGUGGCAGCUCCCUGCAGCAGAUGGCCCUCAGGUGUUGGAGUUUGAAGUUCAAGCAGUCUGACCAUCAGUUCCUGCACCAGAGCAAUGUGUUCCACCACAUCAACAACAUCCUGUCCAAGUCAGAUGACGGCGACAGCGAGGAGAGCUUCAACAUCAGUGUGCAGUCUGGCUACGAGGCCAUGAGCCAAGAGCUGUGCCUGGUGACCUGUCUGAAGGACCUUACCAGUGUGGUGGACAUCAAGACGUCCAGCCGUUCGGCCAUGAUCGGCAGCCUGACGGAUGGCUCAACUGAGACCUUUUGGGAGUCGGGCGAUGAGGACAAGAACAAGACCAAGUGCGUUACCAUCAGCUGCGUCAAAGGCAUCAAUGCCUCUAACAUCACUGUGCACGUGGACAACUCCCGUGACAUUGGGAACAAAGUCACCUCCAUGACGUUCCUGUGUGGCAAAGCCGGGGAGGACCUCUGCAGAAUCAAACAGAUGGACCUUGAUUCGCGUCACAUGGGCUGGGUGACCAGCGAGGUUCCUGGGGGAGACCACCAUGUGAUCAAGGUGGAGCUGAAGGGACCCGAGAACACGCUGCGGGUGCGCCAGGUCAAGGUGCUGGGCUGGAAGGAUGGCGAGAGCAUCAAGAUCGCAGGGCAGAUCUCGGCCAGCGUGGCCCAGCAGAAGAACUGCGAGGCCGAGACACUCCGUGUUUUCCGCCUCAUCACCUCACAGGUAUUUGGGAAGCUAAUCUGCGGAGAUGCUGAGCCAACCCCUGAACAGGAGGAGAAGAACCUGCUGUCAUCACCAGAGGGGGAGGACAAGGCGCCAUCAGACGCAGACCUGAAGGAACACAUGGUGGGCAUCAUUUUCAGCCGGAGCAAGCUGACCAACCUGCAGAAACAGGUGUGCGCCCACAUCGUCCAGGCCAUCCGCAUGGAGGCGACCCGGGUGCGCGAGGAGUGGGAGCAUGCCAUCUCCAGCAAGGAAAACGCCAACUCGCAGCCCAGCGACGACGACGCCUCCUCGGACACCUCCUCGGACGCCUACUGCUUCGAGCUGCUCUCCAUGGUGCUGGCGCUGAGCGGCUCCAACGUGGGCCGCCAGUACCUGGCCCAGCAGCUGACACUGAUGCAGGACCUGUUCUCGCUGCUGCACACGGCCUCGCCCCGUAUCCAGAGACAGGUGACCUCUCUCCUCCGUCGUGUCCUCCCAGAGGUGACACCCGUGCGCCUGGCCAGCAUCAUCGGCAUCAAGGCCCUGCCGCCUGCCGAUAUCAGUGACAUCAUCCACUCGACCGAGAAGGGUGACUGGAACAAGCUUGGCAUCCUGGACAUGUUCCUGGGCUGCAUUGCCAAGGCACUCACCGUGCAACUCAAGGCCAAGGGAACCACCAUUGCCGGCACGGCAGGCAUGGCGGCAGGCAAAGGCAUCACUACUGUCACGCUGCCCUUGAUUUUCAACUCCAGCUACAUUCGCCGGGGGGAGAGCCACUGGUGGAUGAAGGGAUCCACUCCCCCUCAGAUCGCUGAGAUAAUCAUCAAGCUGGUCAAAGACAUGGCUGCCGGACACCUGUCGGACGCCUGGUCUCGGGUGACGAAGAACGCCAUCGCUGAGACCAUCAUCGCCCUCACCAAGAUGGAGGAGGAGCAUCGCUCGCCAGUCCGUUGCAUCGCCACCACCCGGUUGUGGCUUGCUCUGGCCUCUCUGUGUGUGCUGGACCAGGAUCAUGUGGACAGGCUGUCCUCAGGCCGCUGGAUGGGCAAAGACGGACAGCAGAGACAGAUGCCCAUGUGCGAUAACCAUGAUGACGGCGAGACAGCAGCCAUCAUCCUGUGUAACAUGUGUGGUAACCUGUGUACCGACUGUGACCGCUUCCUCCACCUGCACCGACGCACUCGCUCCCAUCAGAGACAGGUGUUUAAGGAGGAGGAGGAGGCAAUCAAGGUGGACCUCCACGAGGGCUGUGGGAGGACAAAGCUCUUCUGGCUUAUGGCUCUGGCCGACUCCAAGACCAUGAAGGCCAUGGUGGAGUUCAGGGAACACACAGGGAGACCAGCCUCCAGCAGCUCAGAUGCCUGCAGGUUUUGUGGCACCAGGAACGGCACCGAGCUCUCGGCUGUGGGCAGUGUCUGCUCUGACCCAGACUGCCAGGAGUAUGCCAAGCUGGCGUGCAGUAAGACCCAAGCAUGCGGCCACCUCUGUGGCGGGGUGAGGAAUGAGAAGGGCUGCCUGCCCUGUCUGCACGGCUGCAACAAGAGCGCAGGCUGCCUGAAACAGGACGCAGACGACAUGUGCAUGAUCUGCUUCACUGAGGCGCUCUCUGCCGCUCCCGCUGUCCAGCUGGACUGCAGUCAUGUGUUCCACCUCCAGUGUACCCGUCGUGUUCUGGAGAACCGCUGGCUCGGGCCCAGGAUCACCUUCGGCUUCAUGUCCUGCCCCAUUUGCAAGAACAAGAUCAACCACUCGGUCAUCAAGGACCUGCUGGACCCUAUCAAGGAGCUGUUUGAGGACGUACGGAGGAAGGCUCUGAUGAGGAUGGAGUAUGAGGGGCUGCACAAGAGCGAGGCCAUCACCACGCCCGGUGCCCGCUUCCACAACGACCCGGCCGGCUUCGCAAUGAAUCGAUACGCCUACUACGUCUGCUACAAGUGCCAAAAGGCGUACUUUGGAGGAGAGGCGCGCUGUGACGCGGAGGCAGGACAGGGAGACGACUACGACCCCAGCGAGUUGAUCUGUGGAGCAUGCUCAGAUGUGUCCAGGGCACAGAUGUGUUCCAAGCACGGGACAGACUUUCUGGAGUACAAAUGCCGUUACUGCUGCUCGGUGGCUGUGUUCUUCUGCUUCGGCACCACUCACUUCUGUAACGCCUGCCACGAUGACUUCCAGAGGAUGACCAGCGUGCCCAAGGAGGAGCUGCCUCACUGUCCUGCAGGUCCAAAAGGCAAGCAGUUGGAGGGGACAGAUUGCCCCUUACACGUGGCUCACCCACCUACCGGCGAGGAGUUUGCCCUGGGCUGUGGAGUGUGCAGGAAUGCCCAUAGCUUCUAAAAACACCCAGGUCUGAAAACUGAGAGACACGUACCGAACACUCCUCCUACUGGGACUGCAGGAUGUUGGCUGCAUUCUGAGCCCAGCCUGUCAAGUAUCUCCUCGUGUUGGCUUUCAUGUUGUCAGAUGGCCCUGGACACUGGAUCAGGCUUUCUACCGUACCCAAGUUGUGCUCCACGACCUACCAGCCAGAGUCUUUUAAGGCUACUACAAAACACACAGAGAGUUGAGGUUCUAUGUGCAUUCCAGAGGAAACUCUAAUAUAUAAUAACUAAACUUGUGACCUGUUUGCAUGUGGCCGUUGUGACCCCUUGGCUUCCAUAGAAGUUGACCAGAGUCUUCGAGGCUACUACAAAACACACAGAGAGUUGAGGCUCUAUGUGCAUUCCAGAGGAAACUCUAAUAUAUAAUAAUUAAACUUGUGACCUGUUUGCAUGUGGCUGUUGUGACCCCUUGGCUUCCAUAGAAGUUGCACACCUCCCGAUCACUGAAGUGUAACAAUGUAUUGAAUAUUGAUUUUUUUUUGCUUAAGGCAAUUAGGAUGAACAUGGGAUAUAUACAAGAAAAAAAUAUGAGACGGGUUGUAUUUCCAGCUUCCUAUCAAUGAAUUCAAAAUAUUGUUGAAUGUAAAGACUUUUUUUUGUAAUCCUGUACAUUAUUUUCUCCACUGUCGAGUGCAUCAUGGGUUGACGGGCAACAACAAAUUCUGAUAAGGUGGUGAAAAAGACUUAAAGGUUUUGGAGGAAAAUAGUGUGCAAUUGAUCUAAUCUUGUAUAUAAUGAUGUUUUCUGAAGUUGCUGCUCUACACUUCAAUUGUGUUUGAUAUUCUGGUUUGAGUUUUGAGCCAGAACUUUUAAUGAAGUGCAGUACUGGGUGUGCCUCCUAUUUUGCAGCAGUUUAUCCUAAUGGAAUGUAUGUCGAUAAAAGCCACUGUACAUUUUUAUACGGCAAUAAACAGUCGUAUUCCUCCAACUCAAAAUGUCAGAUCACUUCUGUUUUCUGAAAAUGAUGAGGAGCCCAGCGUCUGCAGUGUAUGAAGGUGGAUUGAUGUGAACGCUUUUUUUCUGCUCCACAAUCAGAAAAAUGAUGCUGCGGUACAAACCCUUUUUUCAGUGUUUUCGUUUAACGACUCAGAAGGUGACAAUGCUGUAGGCUACCAUUCUAUUGUAAAUGUGUGGUAACUCAACGUGUUGGGGGGGCCAGUCUUCAGAACCAAAUAAUACAAAUAAUUGUGAAUAUCCGUGAUGCUUUUCCAUCAGUGAGAGGCAGGGGGGACAUGGGGAUCUGAGGAAAAACACACGGCUGUUGUUAUAAAAGCUUAUUACUUGUAAUAUCUGUGGUGAAUGGAUUUGAAUGGAAAUAAACCAGGUUCUCUGUUUCGCAAGGUA
Messenger RNA from Oncorhynchus gorbuscha (pink salmon), 15413 nucleotides. Its product is annotated as E3 ubiquitin-protein ligase MYCBP2-like. The record is from RefSeq and is a predicted model, not a curated record. NCBI's taxonomy places the organism in Eukaryota, Metazoa, Chordata, Actinopteri, Salmoniformes, Salmonidae. Gene Ontology annotation, cellular component: nucleus. The transcript is spliced from 79 exons. Bases 388 to 14025 code for a protein of 4545 amino acids.